AUGAGUUUAGAGGUAAAACUCGUUUCAACUAUUGAAAAUGAUUUAACAAAAACGACUUCAGCCUAAAUUCCAACUUUCCUGCGAUAAUCACAACAACGCGCCGAUAAUCGUGCGCUGGAAUCCUAAAGGUUUUGGAUUUGCAGUUGCAUGGUAAACCAGAAAACAGCGGAUUAGAAGCAUUAAGUUGCCGAUUUUCAGCUCAAACAACAAGCUCAUUCACUAUGACAACACCGGGAGAGUCAUCGAGGAAAAGGAAGUCGACGAGUGAGUUUUCUGCUGAGAUUUAAAAAAAAGUUAAAUGGCAAGAAAUAUUUAAGAGGAAUUCGUGAUAUAUGCUGGGACAGAGACGGAAGGACCUUGGCAAUUGCCUCAGCCACCAAGAGCUGGAUCUAUCUGUGGAACGUGGCCAAAAGAACAACCGACAUGAUGGAAAGCCAUUUGUGUGGAAAUGAGUGAGUGCGCUUAAACUUUUUUGAGCUACAAUUUGGGAAAAUAAAAUUUUUAGUGAACUCCCGACAUGUUUAUCCUGGUCAGUAUGGUCCCUAGAUAGUCCCACUCUUGUUAUUGGAAACGACCAAGGAUAUCUAACUAUUUUUGAUCAGAAAACGGGAAAACGGAGAAUUUUGGAGGACAAGCACCAGUCCGUAGUUAUCGAGUUGACGAUUCUCCCUGGCGAUCUGAUAUUUUCGUGCAGUGACGGAACGCUGUCAAUUAACAGAAUGUUCGGGCUAAAUGUAAGCUCGUGCAAAGUAAAGGGCAAGCCGUCUAUGCUCGAUCAUUACGUGGUGUCUGGGGAGAAUGGACGCCCCCAAAUCAUGGUCAGUGCAGUGAUAGAGAAGAAGUUUCUAUUUCUGGCGCCAUCCGACAACAUGACCAGCUCACAGCAUAUCACAUUCCAAGAGAGAUACGGUGAAAUCAAAGCUUAUUCGUGGUACAACAGUUCUCAAAUACUCGUUGGAUUCGAGACGGGAUUCGUCGUAAUGGUGUCAGCAAAGGAUCCAUUUGGAGCAGAAAUCAACUGCUUUCGAGAAUUUGAAACGAAUCUCAGUGGCCUUGUCGUCGAUAAAACGCUCAAACACUACAUAGCAAUUGGAGAUAAAAGCGUGAAAGUCCGAAAACUGGAUGUUGAGAGAAAAGUGGAAGAGAAAUCACUAGGAUCUAAGAAAAGUAAGUAACGGAGCGAGUUUAAAUUCUUACAACCAAAAGGUAUUAUAGAUCUCGACGGGCUACAACUGGCAAAAGAUGGAAAAUCGAUUGCCAUUUCGAACUGCGUCGGAGCUCUCUCCGUUUUCCGAGUCGCUUGA
Molecule: messenger RNA, 1304 nt
Organism: Caenorhabditis sp. 36 PRJEB53466
Lineage: Eukaryota; Metazoa; Nematoda; Chromadorea; Rhabditida; Rhabditidae
Source: the annotation of a GenBank genome assembly